Fonsecaea multimorphosa CBS 102226 is the source of this 3636-nucleotide messenger RNA. RefSeq lists its product as uncharacterized. Bases 1 to 3636 code for a protein of 1211 amino acids. The transcript has 6 exons. NCBI's taxonomy places the organism in Eukaryota, Fungi, Ascomycota, Eurotiomycetes, Chaetothyriales, Herpotrichiellaceae. The record is from RefSeq and is a predicted model, not a curated record.
AUGGACGCGACGAAGCGAAGCCAGCCUCAUCCCAUCGUCGAGGAAGCCUUCACAAAAUUUGAGGCUCUGGUUGGGGCGAACGAUGCACGGUUGUUUAAAGCAACGACCCUCGCGGACGUGCGAGAAGCUGCGCGCAUCAUUGAGCGUGAUCAGUCGCAAAGAAGAUGCCUGCGGAACAUGAGACGGAUUGAGCCCCUCUUUGACGCGUUACAGUUGCUAGGCGGCGCCAUCGAGACUUUGUGCCAAGGGACUCCAUAUUUGUGCUUCAUCUGGGCUCCUAUCAAACUUCUUCUGCAAAUCGCAGAUGAGUACACCAAUGCCUUUGACCAGCUCCUCGAUGCCUAUCGUCAAAUAGCGCAGAAUCUGCCCCGCCUCGGCCGCUUUGGGGCUGCGUUCAAGGACCAAGAUGACUUUCAAGCUGUGCUCGCCGAGAUCUACAGUGAUAUUCUCGAAUUUCAUUCGCAUGCGUACAAAUAUCUACGCCGUGGAGGCUGGAAAUGCUUGUUCGAUGCGUCCUGGAACAGUUUCUCUCGCCGCUUCAACGCGAUCCUGCAAAGACUAGCAAGAGGUCGAGAUCUUAUCGACAAAGAAGCACAAGGCUUUGCUAUCCUCGAAGCGAAAGCUUUUCGUCAGCAAGUUCUUGAAGAAAUUGAACGCACGGAGCAAGAACGUCAGGAUUGGCAAUUACGCGAUACCUUUGCCUGGCUCGACCUUAAAGGCCAGGACCGCGAACAGAACGACUUGUUCGAGUGCCGAUCUAGGGCUCGCAACCCCGGCACCUGCGCCUGGAUCCUGGAAAACUCUGCCGUUCGUUCGUGGCUCGACCCUGAGGACAGCCGGCCUCAGCUCUGGCUGCGUGGGAAACCAGGCUCAGGGAAAACUACUCUCGCCACCUUUCUUUACGAGAAUGCCCCAAUCCCUCCAAAUGCGACGAUGCUGUACUGUCUGUGCUCCUAUGGCUUUGCCAGAUCUGAAGUCAGUGUUUGCGGGCUGGUAUUCCGCUCUCUCAUCGCCCAACUCAUAAGAAAAGAUCGCAGCCUCCUGCCGCAUGUCUACGAUAAUCAUGUGAAGACUGGAAAUGUACCGUCGGCCACAAAGAGCAAAGACCUGCUGAAAGAUCUUCUCCGAGCUUGCGGCCCCACUUUCUUGAUCCUUGAUGGCGUCGACGAGUGCGAUGGGAGCCAUCAACGGCAACUUUUGUCGGAUCUUCGCGCUUUUUUCCUCCCAAACAAGAACACUGACGAGGGCCAUCUGCCCAUCAAAAUCCUGAUCUGUUCGCGAGAAACAAAGGAGACUAUGUGCCAUCUUAAGAGAGUGCCUCAAGUACUCUUGACGAAAGAGAGGGUCAAAGUGUCGAAAGAUAUUAGUUUGUUCGCGAAAGAAAGCCUCUCUCCACUGAGAGGCCGAUUUAGUGGGCCAGUGGUUGACGAGAUUGAGGAAAGUGUUGUUGAGAAAGCUGACGCAGGAAUGUUUCUGUGGGUGCAACUGGUUCUAGACAUGCUAUUUGACCAACAUAGUGUGGAGGACUUGAGACAAACAUUGGACGAAUUGCCGUCAGAGCUCCCAGGGGUAUAUGCCUCGAUACUCAAACGCUUGCACGGCGCUUGUAACUGGCAACAAAAAGCCGAUUUGCAACAUAUUCUCGGCUUAUUGGCCUUCUCUUAUCGUGCGCUAAAGGUGCAUGAGCUGUGUGACCUCGUCGUCUUCAGGAAGCGCGAUUCUCUCAAUGACAAUACCAAGCUUCAGAAAAGCAUUCUGGACAUUUGCAAACCGCUCUUGGAGGAACAUGAAGACCACACUGUCCGAUUUGUGCACUUUUCUGCGAGGGAGUAUGCAUUUUCACACCUUGAGUAUACCGUGAUGCUGAUUUUUGCCAGGUAUCUUUUGCAUGAACACAGCGGUCCUUAUCUUGACCGCCAGCAAAUCCAUCUCAGUUUUACACAGUCAUGCAUUCGAUAUCUGAUAACCUGCCAACCUUUUACUGUGCAGCCUCUAGCCCUUGGGACCCGGGCCGAUAUCGUGAAGGGAUUUCAUGAUAUAUUUCCGUACGUGGAUCAGUUCUGGACAAUGCACUUGACCGAGUCCUUUAGAGCUGUCUCAGAUUCCCUUCCAGAAGAGCAUGUUCAUUCGCGGCAAAAGAUCCAGCACCUUCUUCUUACGUUACUGAGAGUGUUUCAAACCUAUGGGCCAGACCAGCUUAAUGAGGAACACUAUGGUUAUGGCGGUUCGGAACGUGGGGCUUUGCCUUUGAAAGUCUUGACCCUUGGAGACUUGCCGGAACCUAUUCUUCGUCACAUUGACUUCAAGAAGAGAUUUAAGACAAGACACGCAGAUGCCAACCCGACCACUGUCUGGGUGAAGGCGUCCACCGCGCAAGACAUUUCGAAGGAUCCAAUAUCACUCAGCUUUGCAUUCAGUCGCUUUCAAGAAGAGUUCGAGGCUUUACUGGCGCAUGAAUCAACUGACCUGGGCAUUAAAAUUGGCGUCGGCCUCGCCGAGAUACUCGACUUCAAGAGUCGCCAUAGCUCGGGGGCAUACCUCUGCCGCUGGCGGGGAUGUGUGUCGGCAUUAACUGGAUUUUCGAGUGCGGCGGAACGAUCGACCCACGAAAUGAGCCACGAAGAACGAUUCCGCUGUCAUGACCUUGCUUGUGACUUUUCUGUUCGAGGAUUCACUUCCAAGGCCGCACUUCGGAAGCAUGUUGAAAGAUAUCACACCGUCUUGGGUGACAUUGUACUCCCCCCUUUUCCUGGGAAUAGGUCUUCCACGAAAGCUACAUCCUACAAUGGUUACCCACCUCGUGCCAAGCUGACGGGUCCUGCCUCUUUGACGUACGAAGUCCCGAAUACCAACAAAGAUUCAAGGGACUCUUCGGACUCUGUGCAUCCCUGGAGUGGCAGGAUUCUCGCCGAAUCCCUGGGAAUGGAUUCUGCGCCGCUCGCCACCUCUGCGCCGAUACUUGACUACACUCCGCUAGUAUCCCCCUCUCUGCUGCCUUACGCCUCUUCACAAAAUGAGCUACCUGAUUCUUCGCUGCAAACCCCCUCUGUGCCGAUUCCUAACGGCACACGACUUCCGGUACCUGGUCCGCUACAAAACCCUUCUGUGUCAAUUCCUGACUACAAAGCGGUACCUGGUUCUCUGCUACCAUCCCAAUAUUACCCGCUCUUAACUCGGCCAGGUCGUUCUUCUCCACCGCCCAUGCUCCCUUCCUCAAGAUCAGGCUCUCCAGUUGCACCAAAUGCGUUGAACCUUGCCAGCAUUGUCCCACCACUACGUGACCAUACCCCCGAUCCUGAUUUUACCCUAUUCGAUGAUCUGGGCGAGAACUCGGCGAAACAUUGGCUUACAAUGCCGCCUGACGAAACCGAAGCGAUUAUGGGCCAAGGAUUGGGCGGCAUCGGUUCGAUGGGCAGUCAACUCGACGUGGACGCUUCUCUCAACCGGGAUUGGAGCCCGGGGGAGUUCCAUGACGAUGCCACAUAUCUGGAUUAUAUGAAAAGAAAAUAUCGCCCAAAGCCUUUAGACGAUGCACCGAGACUCCAUAGCAUGAAGCUCUUCCCGGAGGGGCCUAUGAAGAAGUCUAUUGGUGGAUUGCCUCGGGCUCCCUCCAAUCUUGCAAACCUCCUCAAUUGA